AUGAAAACCGUCGAAUUCAGACUCAUCUUGCCGCUCACUCCGGAGGAGUACCGGCGUUGUCAGAUAUUUUUAAUAGCUCUCGCUGCUUUAGAGACAGCGGAGGCUCAGAAGGAGACAGGGGGCCCCCAGAGGGGCCCCCUAAUUCAAAUUCUUAAAUCGGAAGAUUACUGCAACAACGGUGAACAGGGGCAGUAUACCCACAAGCGUAUUGACAUUGCGGAUAAACUGCCGGGAUGGCUUCUGAAGUUCGUUGACCGCGGGAGUUGCGCCUUUGAAGAAAAGUCAUGGAAUGCCUAUCCGCGUCUGCGGACGGAGUACGAGUCGGAGAAGUUUUCGAAGGCGAAGAUAUCGAUUACGAGUAAUCAUGUAUCGGGUGUCUGUACAGAGGACAACGCUACCAAUUUGUCUCCUGAGGCCCUGCGUCGGAGGAAGAUUGAUAUAAUAGACAUAGUCAAUGAUCCUGGGGUGUCUCCCUCUGAAGACUUCCGCACUUGGCGCUCAGAGAAGGCUCAGUUUGGCCCCCUUACAUCUGAUUGGUAUACUAAUGUCCCUCAAGUACCCCCAAGGGCCCCAAGGGCCCCCCGUAAGCCUCGUGGGGGCCCCAGGGGGGCCCCCAGAGGGGCCCCCAUAGGGGCCCCAAGAGGGGGCCCCAUAGGGGCCCCCAUAGGCCCGAAUAAUAAUGGGGAGACCGAUGGGGCCCCCUUAGGGGGCCCCAUGGGAGAUGAUAAGAAGAAUGAUUUUGAUAGCCAAGUUAAUAUAACUGAGGAGGGGCCCCCAAAGAUAAAUGAGGGGCUUACUGAAUCUGAAGAAGUGCCUUCUGCUGCUUCUGCUGCAGCAGCAGCAGUAUCAGCAGCACCUGCUGCUGCUGCUGAAGAUGGUACCCCCUCUGUAUCUAGCGUGGGUUGCGGGCCUGAGGGGGCCCCCUCAGGUACCUCUGAGGCGCGUGAGGGGGCCUCCAUGGGGAGCCCCCUUGGGGGCCCCUUGGGGGGGGCCCCCUUGGGGCCCCCUAUGCUGGUCGACUUCCCUUACUUCGGGAUCGUCUCAGGGAGAAUAGAAAGUUGGGUUGUGGCUGCAAUGAGGCAGCAGCUGCUGCACUACCAUCGCAGAGCCGUGCGGUGUAUAGACAGGUGGUACGACCUGUCUCUAGAAGAAGUUCGUGCAUUUGAAGAAGACGUCAGAGAGCAGCUGGCUGUUUUAUCUUCUCUUUCACGCGACGCCUCGGGGGCCCCCCAACAGCAGGGGGCCCCCGCAGGGGCCCCCAUGGGGGCCCCCGAGGGGGGCCCCUCUGGGGGCCCCUCCCCAGCUACUCCUGAGGAACAGGCAGCAUCUGUCUCCUCUUCAGAUUCUGAAGAUAGCGUUGACGGGAGGCCCCUAGCAGGAGGUCGGGGGGCCCCUAAGGGGGCCCCCUCAAACAUUGAAGCAGUUUUAAGUGACUCUGCGGUGUACACGGGCUUCCGGUUGCUGCCGCUGCAGCUGUCCCCACGCAGCGUUGCAUUGCUGCAGCGGCUGCAGCAAAGCCUUGUCAAGGCGCCGCAGCCACAGCAGCAGCAGCAGCAGCAGCAGCAGCAGCAGCAGGGGAGGAUAUCUCGCGAGCCCUCAGGCAUUUCCCAGUCUGCCCUCAAACGCGAGGGCCCCGUGAAGCAUGGCUAUCUAGAAAAGCUUGGUGAUGGACUGUGGAGCAGCCGCUGGCAUCUGCGUUACUGUUUGCUGCGGGGCGGUCGGCUGCAGUACUUCGACGACCCCAGAGACCCAAGGGCAAAACAAAUAUUCAACUUGUCUGGCGCAAAGGCGGGCUGGGCCCCUGAAGUUAUCGAGAAGCCCUUUGCCUUCUACGUGGAGACCGCGUCUAAGAGGCGCAUAUUCCUCAGCGGCGGUAACGAGGAGGAGUCUCGGGCCUGGCUGUCGGCUGUGCGUGAAGCAGCAGCAGCGAUGGACAGCAGCAGCAGCAACAGCAACAGCAGCAGCAGCUGCAGCAGCACUUGUUUAACUGACAGCUCUUCGGACCUUCAAGGCUAUGCACGAGCUGCUUCUUAUUCUUCUGUGGGGGCCCCUGGGGGCCCCCCUGAUUCCUUAGGGGCCCCCCACCCCUCUUCCAUGGGGGCCCCCCAAAGUGCACACAUCAAUGAUAGUACCCAAAAUAUGCCAAUAGGGGCCCCCGUGGGGGCCCCCCAGGGGGCCCCCCAGGGGGAGAUCAGUAGUGGGAGUGUGUCUUGUUCGCAUGAAGAGCCUCCAGUACCGACUCCUGCUGCUGCUGCUGCUGCUGCUGCUUCUGGGAGUGCUGAUACUGCUGCUGCUGCUGCUGCUGCAGCUGCAGCAGCAGCAGCAACAACAGUUGCUGCAGGAGGGCACGCCAAGUAUGCCAGCAAACUGGGGCCCCCGAAGGAGACUGUAGGGGCCCCCAGAGGGGCCCCUGGGGGCCCCCCAAAGGGGCCCCCAUACUGUUGUGACGGGUAUACCUCAUGCGCUUGCAAAUCUGCUGCUGCUGCAGGCGGGGGACAAGACGCAGCAGCAGCUGGCGCAGUUGAAGCCGCCGUAGUGGGGGCCCUUUCUCUAUCUCUGCUGCUGCUGCUGCUCUCUGCUGCCUGCGUGGCGUGCUGCUGCAGCAGCCUCUUCUCUGCCUUCUUUAUUCUGCUGCAUAUGCUCUUAAUUAUAAUAAAAUCUCUCACCUUGGGGGCCCCUGGGUUUGAGGGGGGCCCCCACGAGGGGGCCCCCUGGGGGCCCCUGCAUAGGUUCUUGGGGGCCCCUUUCCUGCUGCUUGAAGCUUUCAAGAGCGGCGUUCCUGCUGCUGCUGGUGCAGUUGCAGCAGCAGCAGCAGCUGCUGCUGCUGCUGUGGUGCUGCUGUGGGGAGCCCUCUGGGUCUUAGCUCUGCUUCCCCGCCAGAGGGGCCCCCAGAGACAAGGGGGCCCCCAGGGGCCCCCCCCGCUGCUGAAGGCUGCAUGCCUAGCAGAGGGGCCCCCUGGCUCCGUGCUGCUCUGCGGGAUACACCCGGAUGCCAACACAGCAGAGGGGGGCCCCCCUGACGCUUCGCUGUUGGCUGCUGGGGGCCCCUUCUUAAUAGAGAACACGGAGGCCCUGAGGCCCCUGGAGCUGCUGCUGCAGGACCCUUCAGCUGUACCCUCUCUUUGCUGCUGGGCCUUUAAAAGAGGGGCCCCUAGACUGUGUGCUGCUGCUGCUAGGCUGGCGGCGCCCCUCAUGCAGCGGUGGCAGCAGCAGCAGCAGCAGCAACAACAGCAACAACAGCAGCAGCAGCACCACCACCGUCAUCGGCGGGCGUCGCCCUGGAGCUGCAGACCAUUUGCUGCAGCUAAGCACUUGCUGCUGAAGGUGCUGCGGCUGCUGCAACAGCUGCAGCAGCCGCUGCUGCUGCUUCUCGGGUGGGGAGGGUAUGCCCUAUCUGGAUGCCUGGGGGCCCUUCUAUUGGCCUUGGGGGGCCCCCAUUGGGGGCCCCUUCGCAUGCGCCGUGUCUCCUGGUGUGUCUCUGCUGAAGGGGGUGGGUACCUGCUCUUCUCUCAACUGUCUCCUUUGCCUCUAGACAGUGAGGAGGGCUCAGGGGCCCCCCAAGGGGGCCCCCCGGGGCCCCCAGCAGCUACGACAAUAUCGGGGUGGCUUAGAAGGUGGCUCUGUACCCUGUUUAGAGCAGGGGCCCCUAAUAGUUUGCUGCAAACCCUGGCAAUAGGGGGCCCCCAAGGGGCCCCCCCCGAUGUUAAGGGGUUUGAGGCCCUCUUCAUUACUCCUCUACCCCACAGCCCAGACAACUACCUUAUAAAGGGACACCAUCAAAUCAAACAGCUGCAGCUGCUGCUGCUGCAGCUGCAGCAGCAGCAGCAGCAGCAGCAGCAAGACGACUGGUGUCUGGCGUCUCUUCGAUUCCAAGUGUCUCCUCUAUUUGAUUUUAAGGGCCCCCUCUCUGUCUCCUCUGGUGAUGCUGCUGCUGCGGGGGCCCCCGGUUGCUGCAGCGCAGUCGAGGGUUUGCCGUCUAUGCCUUCGUUGCAUAAAGGGGGCCCUUUAGAGUCUGCUGUGGAGGGGGGCCCCCUCAAUGGGGGGCCCCCUGUAGGGGGCCCUACUCUGGGGGGCCCCCCUGCAUGCAUCGUCAGCACGGAGGGGGGCCCCUGUCUUGUGGUGUGGGUUGGGUCUCUGCGGUGGGGGCCCCCGGGGGCCCCCCUUUGGUUGGAGGCCUUUCUUACACAGCAGAAGGCGCAGACAACUCUUAAGUGUCUCCUUAGCCAACUGGGGGCCCUCAGGGGCCUCUCUUCCGGCAGUACCCUCUACAACUUCGCCAAGGGGGCCCCCAUGAGGGGCCCCCUUUAUCCUAUAAGCUCAGAAGAAGGGACCCUGGGGGCCCCUCUUAGCGGCUUAUACGCACCAAGGGGCCCCUGGGAGUAUGAGGGGCCCCUCGCAGAGUUUUAUAGAAUUCAGGGGGCCCUUGGGGGCCCCCAGGCGAAGACGUUGGCACAGCAGCGGGGAAGGCAGCGUUAUAAAGACAUAAUGAGCAGGCCACUUCCGCUGGUAGGAUGGAGGAGGGGGCCCCGGGGGGCCCUCAUGCAAGAAGAGUCGGAGGUGCUGUAUAAGCAGAGGGCCCUCCUGCUGCAGCUGCUGCAGCGGCAGCGCGCAGACAUCCCCAGAGGCCUCCCGCUUCCUCCGAAUCAGCUGCUGCCUAUCGGUCUGCUGCGGCCCUCAUCGGUGCUGCUGCUGCUGCCAGAGUGCAUGGCUCAGGGGCCCCCCAUUAUACAGACAGCAGCUGAGGGGGGCCCCCUUGAGAGGUUUAAAGCAACCCUAGCAUUCGCUCUCUCCAUUCUGCACAGAGGAUGCUGGCAGGCUCCGCCUCUGGCUGCCCUCUUAGGGGAGACAUUUCAGGGUCAUUUGCAGGCGCCUCAGGGGCCCCCCAAGGGGGCCCCCCUAGGGGGCCCCCAAGGGGGCUGGCUGGUGUACGUGGAGCAGACGGGUGUGGGGCCCCCCAGUACCCUGUUUUGUCUUACAAGCCCGGGGGCCCUUCAACAAGUGUGGGGUCAUCUUUCUUUUUCAGUGAAGUACCUGCAAAAUGCAUGCACAGUUAUAGUUGAAGGCCGAGUGAAUGUCUGUUUCUAUAAAAAGGAGACUGUCUCCUUUUCUAUACCUCAGCUGCAUAUUCAGGGCCUCUUAUGGGGCCCCCGUGUCUUCUUCUGGGAGGGGCCCCUUAUUGUUGAGGGCCCCCAUAUGCGCUGUACCCUCUCACUAGCAGGAGAUACUCUAAAGGGGGCCCCUCAAGGGGGGCCCCCACGUGAUGAAGUAUUUGGGUUGGUGCUUCCUGGGGGCUCCCAGCAAGAAGGAGACAAAGAGAAAGGGGGCCCCCAGCAAGAAGGAGACAAGGAGACAGGGGGCCCCCAGCAAGAAGGAGACAAUGAGACAGGGGGCCCCCAGCAAGAAGGAGACAAGGAGACAGGGGGCCCCCAGCAAGGAGGAGACAAAGAGACGGAGGGGCCCAAGGGGCCCCCAAAGCCUCUGGCUAUUAUAACGGGGUCUUAUACAGAUAGGCUCUACUGGAACGAUGAGGAGUGA
This is a messenger RNA of Eimeria acervulina, 5535 nucleotides long. Its product is annotated as phosphatidylinositol transfer protein beta isoform, putative. The transcript is spliced from 20 exons. The record is from RefSeq and is a predicted model, not a curated record. Lineage: Eukaryota; Apicomplexa; Conoidasida; Eucoccidiorida; Eimeriidae. Gene Ontology annotation, biological process: phospholipid transport. Gene Ontology annotation, molecular function: lipid binding. The coding region runs from base 1 to 5535 and encodes 1844 amino acids.